AUGGCAGACACUCAUCCAGAACGCAGCUGGGGUGAGGAACCUGGUCUGGUCAAGGUCUUACAUUGGUACAAGCUAUUCGAAUCGACCACACCACCCCGACUCGGCAUGGAUAUCGAAAAUCGUCUACCUUUGACAGCACUCACUGCAUUCUCUGUUGGUCUCGGUGUCGGCGCAAACCACGGAGCUCGAAAAGCCGCGUACCAAUUUCGAGCGGAAAACGCCCACAGAUUCCCGACGACCUCCACCGGAUGGUUCCAAUAUCACAAGACGAAGAACUACAAGGCCAUCGUUGGUGGUGUUUUUGAUGGAGUCAGAUUGGGGACUAGAUUAGGUGUUGGAGCGAUGGCUUUUGUCCUGUUUGAAGAGACUGUGGAUUGUGCUCGUCAUGACCGUCGAGAUUUUCUCUCAACUGUCAUUGCUGGGUUGUCAUUUUCGGGAAUUUAUAGCUUGCUAGCUCGUCACGAUAUCUACACUGCGGCGCGCACGACGAAACUGGGACUAAAGCUGAGCUUGGUGUACGGAUUGACUCAGGAUGCUCUCGCUACAAUGAAGGGCAAUCGUCCUCCGUACAUUCGAUAUCUGUUCGGACCGGGCGCUUCCAAUGACUCCAAGGUUGUGUGA
Messenger RNA from Talaromyces amestolkiae, 621 nucleotides. RefSeq lists its product as uncharacterized. Bases 1 to 621 code for a protein of 206 amino acids. The transcript is spliced from 2 exons. The record is from RefSeq and is a predicted model, not a curated record. Lineage: Eukaryota; Fungi; Ascomycota; Eurotiomycetes; Eurotiales; Trichocomaceae.